AUGAACCUGUGUGUAUUCACUCUCUUGCUGGCAUUCAGUUGUGUUGCCAGUGGCCAUUAUUACUAUGAUUACGAUUUCCCUCAAGGCAUCUAUGGGUUCUCAAUACCAAACUGCGCACCAGAAUGUGACUGCCCUCCGAGCUACCCCACGGCCAUGUACUGUGAUGACCUGAAACUGAAAAGUGUGCCCAUGGUGCCUGCUGGAAUCAAGUACCUUUACCUUAGAAACAAUCAGAUUGAUCACAUUGACGAAAAGGCCUUUGAAAAUGUAACUGACUUGCAGUGGCUCAUUUUAGACCACAACCUUCUAGAAAGCUCCAAGAUAAAGGGAAGGGUGUUCUCUAGACUGAAACAGCUGAAGAAGCUGCAUAUAAAUUACAACAACCUGACAGAGUCUGUGAGCCCACUUCCCAAAUCUCUGGAGGACCUGCAACUGACUCACAACAAGAUCACAAAGCUUGGUUCCUUAGAGGGACUGGCAAACCUGACCUUCAUAAAUCUGCAACACAAUCAGUUGAAAGCUGAUGCUGUUUCUGCUGCUUUCAAAGGCCUUAAAUCACUGGAGUACCUUGACUUGAGCUUUAAUCAGAUGACCAAAUUGCCUUCUAGUCUUCCGAUUUCUCUUCUAACUCUCUACCUAGACAACAACAAAAUCAGCAAUAUCCCUGAUGAAUACUUCAAGCGUUUUAAAGGACUCCAGUAUCUGCAUUUAUCUCAUAAUGAACUAGCUGAUAGCGGAAUACCUGGAAAUACCUUUAAUGUGUCAUCCCUGGUGGAGCUGGACCUCUCCUACAAUAAGUUGAAAAGCAUACCAACUGUCAGUGAAAACCUGGAAAACUAUUACCUGCAAGUCAAUGAACUUGAAAAGUUUGAAGUAAAGAGCUUCUGUAAAAUCCUGGGACCUGAAUCGUUCUCCAAAAUCAAACAUCUGCGCUUGGAUGGCAACCACAUCACCCAAAUGAGUCUGCCACCUGAUAUGUAUGAAUGUCUACGUGUAGCAAAUGAAAUUGCCGUGAAUUAA
This is a messenger RNA of Elephantulus edwardii (Cape elephant shrew), 1020 nucleotides long. It is a transcript of the gene LUM, whose product is annotated as lumican. Gene Ontology annotation, molecular function: protein binding. The coding region runs from base 1 to 1020 and encodes 339 amino acids. The record is from RefSeq and is a predicted model, not a curated record. The transcript has 2 exons. NCBI's taxonomy places the organism in Eukaryota, Metazoa, Chordata, Mammalia, Macroscelidea, Macroscelididae.